AUGGGGCCCCCUUCCAGCUCCGGCUUCUACGUGAGCCGCGCGGUAGCCCUGCUGCUGGCCGGGCUGGCGGCCGCGCUCCUGCUGGCGCUGGCCGCGCUCGCCGCCCUGUACGGCCGCUGCGCGCGCGUGCCGCCGUCGGAGCUUCCCCACCGCGCGGGCCUGGACGCCGCGCCUUCCCCGCCCGCCACGCCGGGAGAGCCGCUGCCCCCCGGGCGCACCCGCCCCACUCGGGAGCCGGCGGUGACCGCCACCACGGGCCACGGGCGCCCCCCAGGGCCCUGGGACCAGCUGCGCCUGCCGCCCUGGCUCGUGCCCCUGCACUACGAGCUGGAGCUGUGGCCCCGGCUGCGGCCCCACGAGUCCUGGGCUCCGACAUUGACCUUCACGGGCCGCGUGAACAUCACGGUGCGCUGCACCGCGGCCACCAGGCGGCUGCUGCUGCACAGCCUCUUUCUGGACUGCGAGAGCGCCGAGGUGCGGGGUCCUCUCGCCUCCGACGCCGGAGACGGCACGGUGGGCCGAGUGCCGGUGGACGACGUGUGGUUCGCGUUUGACAUGCAGUAUAUGGUGCUGGAGCUGGGCGGCCCGCUGCAGCCCGGGGGGCGGUAUGAGCUGCAGCUCAGCUUCUCCGGCCUGGUGUACCAGGACCUCAGGGAGGGGCUCUUCUUCAGCGUCUACACAGACCAGGGGGAGCGCAGGGCCCUUUUGGCAUCUCAGAUGGAACCCACGUUUGCCAGAAGUGUGUUUCCUUGUUUUGAUGAGCCAGCUCUAAAGGCAACUUUUAAUGUUACAAUUAUUCAUGAUCCGAGCUAUGUGGCCCUUUCCAACAUGCCAAAGCUGGGUCAGUCUGUGAGGAGAGACAGGAACGGAAGCGCGUGGACCGUCACUACCUUUUCCACGACGCCCCACAUGCCGACUUACUUAGUAGCCUUGGCCAUAUGUGACUAUGCCUAUGUGGACAGAACCGAAAGGGGCAAGGAGAUACGCAUCUGGGCCCGGAAAGACUCCAUCAAGAACGGAAAUGCAGACUUUGCUCUGAACAUCACAGGUCCCAUCUUCUCUUUUCUGGAAGAUUUAUUUAAUAUUAGUUACCCUCUUCCCAAAACAGAUAUAAUUGCCUUGCCUACUUUUGACAACAGCGCAAUGGAAAAUUGGGGACUAUUGAUAUUCGAUGAGUCAUUAUUGUUGAUGCAAGCAAAUGAUCAAGUAACAGACAAAAAGGCUGUGAUCUCCUUCAUUCUCUCCCACGAGAUCGGACAUCAGUGGUUUGGAAAUUUGGUUACCAUGAACUGGUGGAAUGAUGUCUGGCUCAAAGAGGGUUUUGCAUCUUACUUUGAAUUUGGAGUAAUUAACUACUUCAAUCCUAAAUUCUCAAGAAAUGAGAUCUUUUUUUCUAACAUUUUACGUAAUGUCCUCAGUGAAGAUCACGCCCUGGUGUCUAGAGCUGUGUCCUUGAAGGCGGAAAAUUUCACAGAAACCAGUGAAAUAAAUGAGCUCUUUGACUUGUUUACUUACAACAAGGGAGCGUCUUUGGCCCGAAUGCUUUCUAGCUUCCUGAAUGAGAAUUUAUUUAUCAGUGCACUCAAGUCCUAUUUGAAGACAUAUUCUUACUCAAAUGCUGAGCAAGAUGAUCUAUGGAGGCAUUUUCAAAUGGUCAUCGAUGACCAGAAUAAAACCCUUUUGCCAGCCACAGUGAAAAGCAUAAUGGACAGUUGGACCCACCAGAGUGGCUUUCCAGUGGUCACCUUAAAUGUAUCCACUGGCACCAUCAAACAGGAGCCGUUUUAUCUUGGAAAGGUUAAAAACGAGACUCUCCUAACCCACAAUGACACAUGGAUUGUACCUAUUCUUUGGAUAAAAAAUGGAAUUACACAGUCUCUAGUCUGGCUAGAUAAAAGCAGCAAAAUAUUCCCCGAAAUGCAAGUUUUGGCUUCCGAUCAUGACUGGGUGAUUCUAAAUUUGAAUAUGACUGGAUAUUACAGAGUUAACUAUGAUCAAUUAGGUUGGAAGAAGCUAAAUCAACAGCUUGAAAAAGAUCCUAAGGCCAUUCCUGUUAUCCACAGGCUGCAGGUGAUUGACGAUGCCUUUUCCUUGUCUAAAAACAAUUAUAUUGAGAUUGAAACAGCCCUUGAUUUAACCAAGUACCUUGCUGAAGAAGAUGAAAUCAUAGUCUGGUAUGCAGUCUUGGUGAACCUGGUAACCAAGGAUCUUGUUUUUGAUGCGAACAGCUAUGAUAUGUACCCGUUAUUAAAGAAGUAUCUGUUGAAGAGACUUACCUCGAUAUGGAAUGUAUAUUCAACCACCAUCCGUGAAAACGCGGCAGCGUUACAAGAUGACUAUUUAGCCCUAGUAGCCCUGGAAAAACUUUUUGAAACGGCCUGCUGGUUGGGCCUUGAAGACUGUCUUCAGCUGUCAAGAGAACUCUUCAAAAACUGGGCGAACCAGCCAGAGAAUGAAAUACCUUCUCCAAUUAAAAGUGUCAUUUUAUGUUAUGGCAUUGCCUUGGGAAGCGAGGAAGAAUGGGACUUCCUGUUGAAUAUGUACGCUAGUAAAACAAAGGAAGAGGAGAGGAUUCAACUCGCUUAUGCAAUGAGCUGCAGUAAAGACCCAAGGAUACUCAACAGGUACAUGGAGUAUGCCAUUACUGCAUCGCCUUUCGCUUUUAAUGAGACAAAUGUCAUUGAAGUGGUGGCGGCGUCGGAGGUGGGCCGGUAUAUUGCAAAGGACUUUCUAGUCAACAAUUGGCAAGCUGUGAGUGAAAGGUAUGGAAUACAAUCACUGGUUACUCUCAUGAAUAUAAUAGGGAGAACCGUCAGUACAGACUUGCAGAUUACAGAGCUACAGCAGUUUUUCGGCAACAUGUUGGAAGAGCACCAGAGGCUCACAGUCCACGCCAAAUUACAGACAAUAAAGAACAAAAAUCUGGAAAACAAGAUGCGCAGUGCCAGGAUGACGGCAUGGCUACGGAGGAACGUGUGACGGGCGCCCUUCCAGCCUGCGUGGAUGGAUUUCGCUCCCACUUGGGUCUCCCAGGGCUUCGUGAGUCUGCAAACCCACGUGUGUUGUUAUU
Enhydra lutris kenyoni (northern sea otter) is the source of this 3070-nucleotide messenger RNA. RefSeq names its product laeverin. The coding region runs from base 1 to 2979 and encodes 992 amino acids. The record is from RefSeq and is a predicted model, not a curated record. Lineage: Eukaryota; Metazoa; Chordata; Mammalia; Carnivora; Mustelidae. The transcript is spliced from 20 exons. Gene Ontology annotation, biological process: peptide catabolic process; proteolysis. Gene Ontology annotation, cellular component: cytoplasm. Gene Ontology annotation, molecular function: zinc ion binding; peptide binding; metalloaminopeptidase activity.